Messenger RNA from Entelurus aequoreus (snake pipefish), 1930 nucleotides. Its product is annotated as zinc finger protein 512-like. The record is from RefSeq and is a predicted model, not a curated record. The transcript is spliced from 13 exons. Bases 323 to 1930 code for a protein of 535 amino acids. Gene Ontology annotation, molecular function: zinc ion binding. Lineage: Eukaryota; Metazoa; Chordata; Actinopteri; Syngnathiformes; Syngnathidae.
AGGGGCGGCCUUGUUUGCAGAGUAUGUGGUAAUUCCUUCGGUCCGUGAAUGCAUCAGUAGAUGCAGUCUCGCAAGUAAACACACGGUGCACCGCACUAGUCAUUUACUCUCACUAGUCAUUUACUCUCUCAGGCUCGGCCUCGUCGAGUCGGGGCUACCUAUUCGCCGGCCUGGUGGCUUGCCUGUGCAGGGGAAGGCGAAAGAGGGGCAUCGGCAUGGCGGACAUGGAGGCGCGGCGGCAGGCUGCAGGACGUUGUGCCUUCUCUCUCUACCCCGGAGCUCAGCUGAAAGCGAUGACUGUCACGUCCAAGAAGCUCUGAAGAUGAAAAGAACUCCUGUUAGACGAAGGUCCAAGGACCUUCAAGGUGUCUCCAUACGCUCAGUCAAUGAUCCAACCAGCACCUGCCCAGUGAUCUCAUCAAGUGCUUUGACCAAUAGGUUGGAGGCACAGUCCAUGACCCUGCUAACUGCAAGACUACCUUUUAGAUUAGUAGUGAAGGACAGCAGGAAGCCAUCCCAAUCUCAGGGCCAAGGCGCAAACGCCUGGACUCUCCGAGCAGGACAGUCCGGUAAAGACCAGAUGUGGAUACCAUGCAGGGGCAGGGAUCAGGCCGGGAUGGAGGUUUGGGAAGGAGGUCAAGAUACCUGGAGCGCAGGAGGGGAUCUUGGAAGACCAGAACAGACUUGGGACUGCAAGAGUAAUGAAGAUGUAUGGAGAAGCAAAAACAGAACGAAUGUGUGGCAUCCUGAAGUUUCCAUGGUUCAGUCUAUUGAGGAACACAAGCCACCUACGAUCUCCACCAAGAAGGAGCCUCCCACCUACGCUCCAGGAAGCCAAGAAGAGGGCUGGCAGCUCCAGAUUGUCGCCAUAGGCAGAGUGACGUGUCCCAAAUGUAGAAGUGUGAGCCGGAAGACUGUGGAAGGCUUGAAGAAGCACAUGGAGAACUGCAGACUGCAACCCUUCACAUGCCUGCACUGUGGGAAGCAGCUGAUGUCCUCCACGGGGAUGAAGUAUCACAUCAUAGCCAACCACAGCUUCCUGCCAUCAGCAGAUGACACUAAGGACCUGGAUGACCGCACUAUUAAAGACAAGCUGCGUAAAAUCCUGAAGAAGUUGGGCAAGUUGAAGUGCUCCAAAGAGGGCUGCAGGGCGGCUUUCACCAGCAUUAUGGGAUAUUUGUACCACAUGAAGAAGUGCGGCAAGCAGGAGGCGGAGCUGGAGAAGAUGCGGCUCAGUUGCUCCCACUGUGGGAAAACCUACAAGUCCAAAUCGGGCCUGGAGUACCACCUCAAGUCUGAGCACGCCCCAACUGCUGAGAACAGUGAGGAAGACGUGGUGCUGAAGGUCCGAAAGGAAGCAGACCCGGAGAGGAUGCCCAGCGGCAGAUUACAGCGGGCUUCUGCACUGGUGGCCAACUUUCACCUGGCGGAGAUCGCCAGCAAUGAGCCGCACAAAGAUUGGCCCAAGAGGAAAUUUCAGUCAGACUUGGUGCCUGAAGACAAAAAGUUAAAAUACUUUCGACCCAGCCUGCCCGCCUUCAGCCAGGAGGUGCUGAAGAAGUGGAAGGACGAGUUGAAGCUGCACAGGAAGGUCCAAUGUCCCAACCAGGGCUGUGGCUGCACCUACACCAGCGUGUCAGGACUAAAGGCUCAUCUGGGACUGUGCCCAAUGGGUGACGUUGACGCGGGCAAGUAUAAAUGUCUGAUCUGCAGCAAAGAGUUUAAAUCAGAGAGCGGGGUGAAAUACCACAUCAACUCCACGCAUUCACAGGACUGGUUUGUGACAAACAAAAAAGCUUCAAAGAAGUUUGAGAAGUUCCUUAAAAGGCAAUCCAAGGAGUCUUUCCAAAAAACAGAGAAGCAGAUAACGAAUGCACACCACCAUCACCAUCACCUCCGUUCUCAUCAUCAUCAUCAUCAUCAUCAUUAG